AUGUUUGAUGUAAUUGCAAAAAAUUCUGACACUCAGGAAUCACGAAGCUCGGUUACUGUUGUUGUAACCGGUAAAGAUGAUGACAUUGAACGUCGAUUAAGCUGGCAACAGUUUCUAUCAUCAAAACCAGUUGAUGUACGACAGAUGCGAUAUAGACGUGGCUUGGCUACAGAUGUUCUAUUUACGUUACGUGAAGAUCAUCCAUUAGGAAAACUAAAAAAACGUAUAAUGUUGAUGAACGGUGAACGAGUGAUUGGAAUCAGCGGUGGCCAACAACAUCUGGCCGUUUAUCCAAACGGUACUAUUGAAUUGGUAAAAAAGCUUAACUAUGAGGAUACACCGGCUGUUCGAUUUACGGUACAAAUUGCAUCAAAAGGUUAG
Enterobius vermicularis (human pinworm) is the source of this 381-nucleotide messenger RNA. The record is from the annotation of a GenBank genome assembly. NCBI's taxonomy places the organism in Eukaryota, Metazoa, Nematoda, Chromadorea, Rhabditida, Oxyuridae.